Anisakis simplex (herring worm) is the source of this 393-nucleotide messenger RNA. Lineage: Eukaryota; Metazoa; Nematoda; Chromadorea; Rhabditida; Anisakidae. The record is from the annotation of a GenBank genome assembly.
AUGUCGGAUACACCGAACAAAGAGCAAUCCGAAGAACCAAAACCUGAGGUCAAGUUUACAAUGGCUGAUGACGAUGAGGAAGAUCAUGAGCAGCCAGAGCAAGUUCCUGAGCAUAUAGAGACCGAACAGGUUGAGGAUGAAGCUGAGGCUGGAUCUCCAAAGAAACCUCCCGGUCGUGUUCGUACCGAGUCAAUUGGACAGUCGACUGAUGAUUUUAUCGGUGAUCAUCGGCAUCGUAAAACCGAAAAAGAAGAAGAUGAAGAGCUGAUCAUACAUCAGGCUAAAAGGACUGAUACUCUAAUCAGAAGAUGCACUGACCACAAUACUGUCGUAUGUGGUCUAUCAUAUUUAUUGCGCGGCAGUUUCAUUCCAGUUGACUCUAACUGUGCUUAG